This is a messenger RNA of Candida dubliniensis CD36, 1296 nucleotides long. It is a transcript of the gene RRP8, whose product is annotated as 25S rRNA (adenine645-N1)-methyltransferase. The transcript has a single exon. Bases 1 to 1296 code for a protein of 431 amino acids. Gene Ontology annotation, biological process: ribosomal large subunit biogenesis; rRNA methylation. Lineage: Eukaryota; Fungi; Ascomycota; Pichiomycetes; Serinales; Debaryomycetaceae. Gene Ontology annotation, cellular component: nucleolus. Gene Ontology annotation, molecular function: rRNA (adenine) methyltransferase activity. The record is from RefSeq and is a predicted model, not a curated record.
AUGGUGUUAUUUGAAGUUAAAGGAUGGGAUUUGAAAAAUAAUAAUAAAAUCAAAGUGGGGGGAUUACCUGAAAAGAAAAACAAAGGUAAAAACAAGAAUAAGAAUAAAAGAGAACAAAAUCAGAAACAAUUUGAAAGUGGAUCAGAUAUAACAAAUACUGAUACCAAUGAAACCCCAUCAAAAUCUAACAAAGAUUCCAAAGAUAACUCAAGAAAAGAUAAAAAGAGAAAACAUGAAAAUGAGGAACAAUCACAAUCUGAUAAUCAAAGUGAGUUGUCCAAGAAGCAAAAGAAACCCAAAAAGAAUGAUUCUAAGGAUACAAAUAAUCAAUCCAUUGAUCAAUCUUCAACAAAUUCAUUUAUAUCAACAAAUAAAAAAUUAACUCCAUUACAACAAAAAAUGAUGGCUAAAUUAUCUGGGUCAAGAUUCCGUUGGAUAAAUGAACAAUUAUAUACUAUAAGUUCUGAAGAAGCAUUAAAAUUAGUUAAAGAUACCCCAUCAUUAUUUGAUGAAUAUCAUCAAGGUUUUAAUCAACAAGUUGCUUCAUGGCCAGAAAAUCCCGUUGAUGUAUUUGUUAAUCAAAUUAAAACUAGAGGGAAAACUAGACCAGUUAAUGCUCCAGGAGGAUUACCUGGUUUACAAAAUAAACAAGUUGUUAUUGCUGAUAUGGGAUGUGGAGAAGCACAAUUAAGUCUUGAUGUUAAUAAUUUUGUUAAUGAUUAUAAUAAAAAAACCCAUAAAAAGAACAAGAAAAAUUUUAAAGGGUUGGAUAUUAAAGUUCAUAGUUUUGAUUUAAAACAACAAAAUGAAAGAAUUACUGUUGCUGAUAUUAAAAAUGUCCCAUUACCUGAUGAAUCAUGUUCAAUAGUUAUAUUUUGUUUAUCAUUAAUGGGUACUAAUUUUUUAGAUUUUAUUAAAGAAGCAUGGAGAAUUUUAAUCCCUAGAGGUGAAAUAUGGAUAGCAGAAAUUAAAUCACGAUUUAGUGAAAGUGGCGGUGACACCAAGAAUCAAAAUCAGAACCAACAAUUAAUUGGUGAAGAAUUUGUUAAUUCUUUAAAAUCAUUUGGAUUAUUUCAUAAACUGACAGAUAAUUCUAAUAAAAUGUUUACUAGAUUUGAAUUUUUUAAACCACCACCAGAUAUUUUACGUGAACGUCAAUUAAAAUUACAGAAAAAGAAAAAGAAAUUUAUUGAAGAUGAAGAUGAUAGAACUGAUAUUGAAAAAUUAGAAAGUAAAAGAUUAGAAAAAGCUGAAGGAGAAUGGUUAUUAAAACCUUGUAUAUAUAAAAGGAGGUAA